AUGUCUGUGAAUUUAGCAUUGUGCCGUGGCACCCUCUCGCCUGAGGUCGCUGAUUCUGAUUUGGAAGAAGAAUAUUCCGAUGCUUUUGCUAAUGCUACCCCGAGUGCUGCCCCUAUUUCUCCAUAUCGGAGAAAUAGACGUUCAUUGAGCGAAGGAAACAUACUUUUUUUGGAUGAUGAUAAACGGAUGCAGCCUAAUCUAAGAGAUCGUGCAGACUCUGAUGAUGAAGCAACUGAAUGGCGUCAUGAAGGUGAAUCUAUCGUUAGGAAUAUGAAGCGCAAGCGUCUACCUCGCCCCUUGAAAGGACACGCAAAUAAAUUUUGUGUGUCCUUGCAAGGGGCGAGCUAG
Molecule: messenger RNA, 348 nt
Organism: Ceutorhynchus assimilis (cabbage seed weevil)
Lineage: Eukaryota; Metazoa; Arthropoda; Insecta; Coleoptera; Curculionidae
Source: the annotation of a GenBank genome assembly